AUGGAGCUAGAAGCAAAGGUCAUGGUGGUGCCCUGCUCCAGCGUCCAGCCCAUCGAAGAGGCUCUGGAAGACUGCAAGCGCAGCGUCAUUCCCGUCAUCCUCUAUGCCAUCAACCAGGACUCCAUAGGGCCAGAGCAGGUGGCUGAGCUCCGGAAGGUCAAGCAGAUGCUUUCUUUUCCCAUCUGCUUUGUACGUAUCCCUGACUCCACAGUCACAGCCUCUCCAGAGCCCGGCCGCCGAGUGGAGCGGGAGAAAAGCGCCCUCCACAAGCAACUGCUCUCGCUCGGCUUUGUUAACAGCCCAACAGGAAACUGUUCGUGUGGCGCCCCCACACAGAUGCCCAUCCCGGGUGCCAAGCCUCAAAGCAUGCUCGGGGAAUCUUUUGAGAGAAUGCACAGGCUGCUGGUGCCAUUUGCCCGCCAAGUGCUCCAAAACCAACAGGUGGAGGCCGCCAACCUGCUCAACGGGCUUCACUGUCGCUGUUUAGAUCUUUUCAUCAACCAGUCAACAUCCUGUGACUUAAUUGGCCAAUAUGGCUGCAUGAAUUGCUUGGUCUGCAUGUUUUUACGCUGGCCGUCCCGCACAGAAAGGCUAACAGACCCGUGUCCUCUGUGCUGCGCUGACCUGCAGGCCUUCGACAUGCAGAGGGACUUGCAGAUCACUCCGCGCAGGCUUGAGUACACCCGUGAAAAAGAGGGUGAACUCUUCAACUCUCUCAUGGCCAUCGCAAACCGCAAACAGGAAGAGAUGAAGGAGAUGAUCGUGGAGACACUGGGCAGCAUGAAAGAGCAGCUUCUGGAGGACGCAGCCAACCUGGAGUUUACAGACAUCAUUGUAACAACUAAUGGAGAGCCCGUUACGUCAAAGGAGAUCAAAUCCUGCAUCCAUCUGAUCCAGGAGCUGAUAGUGGUGCGUUUGAAUCAGGCGGUGGCGAAUAAGCUGAUCAGCUCUGUGGACUAUCUGAGGGAGAGCUUUGUGGGAACUCUGGAGCGUUGUCUCAACAGUCUGGAAAAGUCCACCUUCGAUUCCUCUGUUCACAAUAUUACUUCUAAUCAUCUGAAACAGUUAUUAAACGCUGCCUAUCACGUGGAGGUCACCUUUCAUUCAGGAUCCUCUGUCACAAGACUUGUCUGGGAGCAAAUCAAACAGAUAAUCCACAGGAUAACCUUUGUGAACCCUCCUGCAAUCACUCCAGAGUGGAAACGGAAGGUUGCCCAGGACGCCAUAGAAAGUCUCAGUGCUGCCAAACUGGCUCGAAGCAUCUGCUCCCAGUUCAGAACCCGGCUCAACAGCUCACAUGAGGCCUUUGCAGCGUCUCUGCGCCAGUUGGAGGAAGGGCACACAGGGCGCCUGGAGCGGACAGAGGACCUGUGGCUGCGUGUGAGGAAGGACCACGCCCCUCGUCUGGCUCGCCUGUCGUUGGAGAGCCGCUCCCUGAGAGACGUGCUGCUGCAUGGCAAGCCUAAGCUUGGGCGGGAGUUGGGCCGGGGCCAAUAUGGAGUUGUGUACCUGUGCGACAGCUGGGGAGGACACUACCCGUGUGCCCUGAAGUCUGUGGUUCCGCCUGACGACAAACACUGGAACGAUCUGGCCUUGGAGUUUCACUACACAAGGACUCUGCCUAAGCACGAGCGGCUGGUUGACCUGCAUGGCUCUGUGAUCGAUCACACCUAUGGAGGCGGCUCCAGCAUCGCUGUGCUGCUCAUCAUGGAGCGGCUGCACCGGGACCUCUACACAGGCCUGAAGGCUGGUUUAUCACUGAGGGAGAGACUUCAGAUUGCCCUGGACGUGGUGGAGGGGAUUCGCUUCCUGCACAGUCAGGGUCUCUUGCACAGAGACAUAAAGCUAAAAAAUGUUCUACUGGACAAACAAAACCGUGCGAAGAUCACUGACCUGGGCUUCUGUAAGCCAGAGGCCAUGAUGUCUGGCAGCAUCGUCGGAACCCCCAUCCACAUGGCUCCUGAGCUGUUUACAGGAAAGUAUGAUAACUCAGUCGAUGUUUACGCCUUCGGGAUCCUGUUCUGGUACCUCUGCACUGGGUCAGUGAAGCUUCCAGAAGCCUUUGAGAAAUGCUCCAGUAAAGACCAGCUGUGGAACAAUGUUAAAAAAGGUGCCAGACCUGAGCGGCUGCCCGGUUUCGAUGAGGAAUGCUGGCAGCUGAUGGAGGCCUGCUGGAACGGCGACCCUUCCCUCAGACCCCUGCUCGGCAUCGUGGAGCCCAGCCUGCAAAGCAUCAUGGACCGGCUCUGCAACUGCAGCUCCGAGCAGAAAAGCAGCAGCCUCGAGGACUCAAACUGA
Menidia menidia (Atlantic silverside) is the source of this 2298-nucleotide messenger RNA. NCBI's taxonomy places the organism in Eukaryota, Metazoa, Chordata, Actinopteri, Atheriniformes, Atherinopsidae. The record is from the annotation of a GenBank genome assembly.